This is a messenger RNA of Schistosoma curassoni, 2166 nucleotides long. NCBI's taxonomy places the organism in Eukaryota, Metazoa, Platyhelminthes, Trematoda, Strigeidida, Schistosomatidae. The record is from the annotation of a GenBank genome assembly.
CGCGUGAAUACAAAAGCAGCGUUACUUUGAAGGUAAAAUUUUGGGGAAAUUAUCAUAUCGUGGUAUGCCCACAUUAAGUCGGAAAAAACUACACCACCAGCUGGAAAAUGUUAAGACAUUUCAAAACCCAAAACUUGAGUUUGAACAGUACUGUACCUCAGCACAAGUUGCAGCGGACAUCUUGUUUAAUAUUCAAAUGACAGAUAAUGCAUUGGAAGGGAUGUCUGUAGCCGAUCUUGGAUGUGGUACUGGAAUGUUGUCUAUCGGUGCUAAACUCCUUGGAGCUAGUUGUGUACUUGGAUUCGAAAUUGAUGAGGAUGCUGUGAAUGAGUUUCAAUCAAACCUAGGAACAUGUGAAAUGCUAGAUGAAAAUAUUGAUGUUACUUUGUGUGAUGUAGCACGGCUCUUUCAUGGGAACAACAAGAAAUUUGUGGAUACAGUUAUUCUAAAUCCUCCUUUUGGCACUAACCCGAAAAAUAAUGGUAUUGACAUGGCAUUCCUACGUGCUGCGCUGUCCAUUGCCCACUUACAUGUAUAUUCGCUCCAUAAAACUACCACACGAAACAUGCUAGGGUUCAAUCUAUCACGAGUUCACAUAAUCUGCGAAUGAGAAACAAGACUCGGUGACCAAAGACCAGUAAGCUAGCUAUUGAUGCGUCCAAGCCCUGCUAACUAGAGGGAGAAGUCCAAGCUUCGAAUGGGGAAGUAUAUUCAGCAAACAGCCAGAAACGAGCGAUAACAACAAUUACAAUUAAAAACGUAUAUAUACAGUACAAAACCGUCCUUGGGGAAAGUUACCAAAUAGCAUACUAAAAGACGCAACGGACCAAUAGCAUUUAAGAUACUACCCAGUGAGAAAUACGACAUGAAGAUGACAAGAGCGCCUUUGCCGCGAAAACAAAGAAAUUCAAAUUUUCUACAUAAAAUUACAAAAUUAGGUCCUUUCCCAAGUGAGUUCUAGGGAUCUAACAUCCCCAACAAUAGAUCAUUUGUUUUUGCAGGUAAUAAAGGAUUAUAAAAUUUAUAUUACUCUAGAAAACCAAUGACGUCGUAAUAUUAUGAGUAGACUUUAGUAAUACAUCUAGCAUAUUAUUGAUAGUUCCAUUUGGAUUGAACGAAAAAUGUGGUUAUUAAAGCCGAGUGUGUAUGUAGUGAGACUGUCUUAAAAAUUACAAUGGUGAAACAAUUGAUAUUAAUUUAUGAUCGUAACUACUGGUAGACUAAAACUAGUACAGUAUAUAACGUUCCAUUACGUGAAGUCCUGAAUUCCAAUCCAUAUUCAAACACUAAUAAUCAAAGUACUAAGUGUAAUCAAUUGAGAAACAAAAUGGAAAAGCAUAUCUUGUAUAGUAAAACAGUAACAAAAAAGUGUAUGAAAAUCAACUUACUUAGUAAGAUUCAAUGGUGAGAACUUGAAUGAUUCAAACAAUUUGUUUCCCAAAUUGAAAUUUGUAUAUAACCGUACAGAUUUAAUAAAAUGAUUACAGAGAUUCAUUUGAAUACCUAAAAUUUAAUAAUUUAUUGUGAAUAAACCAGUUCCUGAGAUUGAGAUGAUGUAAACAGUCAAUAUAUUGCCAAAGUUUGAUGAAUUAAAUAGAAUAUUCAAUAUAAAACAUAUCUGAUACCUAAUCAUUAGUGUGGUGUGAGCUACUUAUAUCUACAUAAGUAGUAUAUAACGAUAGUCAGGAAUGGAAUGUAUUUCAGUAGAAGAUCGAAAAGGAAACAACGGAAACGGAAAACAAUUGAUAUGAAAAUGCAGGAACAAUGAAAUCUGAAACGAAGGACUGAUAUUUGCAAAAGGAACAGUCAAGUUUGGCACAGUUGAUUAAUAUUUUGCAAAUUAACUAUUUACGGUAUGGUUCUCAGAUUUUAGUAAGACGUUCUAUAAUAUAUAUUACGUCCAAAUAUAUUCGAUUGUCCCCACUCGUGUUCUUGUUCACUGCAUUAGGAUUAAGUGAGAGAUGAUAAUUCUUAUGAUGGUAUAAACGUUACAUAUGUAUGUUAUGAUUAGUUGAAUAAUUGAAAAUGUGACGAUUUGAAAGUAAUCCUCUGAUAAUGCGAUAACAUACAUACAUAUUAGGAUUGUGAUCAGUCAUCUACAAUGUAGGACCAGGCACGUAUAUGCAUCGGUCCAAAUUGCCACACCUCAUUAGCACGUGGCCCAAC